Molecule: messenger RNA, 816 nt
Organism: Cynara cardunculus var. scolymus (artichoke)
Lineage: Eukaryota; Viridiplantae; Streptophyta; Magnoliopsida; Asterales; Asteraceae
Exons: 1
Coding region: 1-816 (271 amino acids)
Molecular function (GO): nucleic acid binding; zinc ion binding
Source: RefSeq, a predicted model, not a curated record
AUGGAGCAUGCAUUCCAGACUCAAUCGCAUUGGGAGUCAAGCACAAAUGAAAAACAAAAAGGAGUGGACUUCGGCGGAGAAGAACAAACAUCAGGGAACUUCAAAGGCAAAGGUAGAGGUAAGUCUUUUACUCAAAUCAAGUGUUUGUAUUGUGAUAAGCUUGGUCAUACAAUAAAAUUCUGUAGGAAAAGAAUAUUUGAGGAGAAUAAGACCUCUAAUUUUAUACGCAAAGAGGACAGUCAAAAUGAUGACACUAUGUUUAUGAUGCUAAGUAUACAAGAGAAAAGCAUGAGUGAUCUGUGGUACUUAGACAAUGGGUGUAGCAAUCAUAUGACAGGAAACAAGGAUUUGUUUCUCAAUUUAGAAGAAUCCAAAAAGAAGGAUGUGAGAACAGGAGAUGAUAAAAAACUCAUUGUAUAUGGGAAUGGGGAUAUCUCAAUUAAAAUCAGGAACAAAGACAAGAGGAUUUCUGAUGUCUUCUAUGUCCCUGGUCUAAAGCAUAAUUUAUUAAGUGUGGGACAACUCAUACUCAAGGGAUAUAGAUUGGUAUUCAAAGAUGGGUGUUGUGAAGUUACUGAUUCUACAAACUCACCAAUUGGUAGAAUCAUUAUGACUAGCAACAAAAUGUUCCCAAUAAGAUUUGACAAUGAGAGCUUUCUUGCCUUAGCCAUAAACGUUAAGGACACUUCACUUCUGUGGCAUAAGAGAUUUGGACAUGUCAAUCUCAACACCCUAUCUCUCAUGCAUAAACAUGAAUUGGUAAAAGGACUGCCUUUUGUUACUCCUCUUAACCAUAUUUGUGAAGCAUGUGUGUAA